GUUAAAAGAAUAUAAAGAUCAAUUAAAAGAAGAUGUCGAAGAUGCCAUACAAAAAGGAUUAUUACAGAGAUUUUCACCUCAAGAGAAAUCACCGUCAUUCGAACGUAGAGAGCAAGACUUCCCACCAUUAACAGCAAGUGAUAAUGAUUCUAAUGGAAAAUGGAAUACAGCGCUACCACGUACAACUGUUGAGUCGAAUAAGCUACGAGCAUCAUAUACUGAUAAAACAAUUGAUUCUAUCAAUGAUAAUCUAGCAAAGAUAAUCGAUAGUAACAAACGACUUGAAAAUAAAGUUGAUCUAUUAUCAUCAAGUAUGAAAACGGGUACUCUUGAUACCCAGC
Messenger RNA from Adineta ricciae, 341 nucleotides. The record is from the annotation of a GenBank genome assembly. Lineage: Eukaryota; Metazoa; Rotifera; Eurotatoria; Adinetida; Adinetidae.